AUGCUUCAGAAGUAUCACAGCACAGGGAAGGUGAAGUUUCUCCAGUACUUCAACCUCCACCGACACAGCACGCUCCUGCGCAAAGCCGCCCUUUCCCCACGCCUGGGCUUCUGGGCGGCACGGCUUCUGGGCGUGUCGCAGGUCCGCUUAUACCAGGAUGCACUUUUCAUGAAGUACCCGCGACAUGGACCUACUCGCUGGCAUUCGGACCUUGCUCUAUCCCCUUUCGACACAAACGCGUUCGUUACUGUCUGGCUUGCCUUGACACCGGUGCCCGCCAAGGGAGGGGCUGGACUUCGAUUUGCACGCGGUAGCCACCGCGACUAUACGCUGCACUACCACAGUGAUCUGGCGGAGAGCUACACGCAGGAUGACCUCAGCAGCCGCUACAUUAUCCAGGAGUCUUCGGACUUGGAGCCUGGAGAUGCUACGUGGCACCAUGGCUGGACAUUGCACGCAGCCUUGCCUUUGGACCGCAAGGCGCGAAGUCCACGAGUGGCAUGGGCCCUGAGCUUUGUUGCCAGCGAUGCACACAUUCUGCCGGACGAGUCCCUGAGCAUCGUCCAAGAAGCAGAAGACUCUGUAUCGUUUCGGCCCUGGAUUUGCAAAAUCCGACCGGGAAGUCGCGCUGAGCAUGCAAUGCUUCCGCUCCUUCCAGCAGAGCCCUGA
Messenger RNA from Symbiodinium pilosum, 669 nucleotides. The record is from the annotation of a GenBank genome assembly. NCBI's taxonomy places the organism in Eukaryota, Dinophyceae, Suessiales, Symbiodiniaceae.